Ostreobium quekettii is the source of this 336-nucleotide messenger RNA. The record is from the annotation of a GenBank genome assembly. NCBI's taxonomy places the organism in Eukaryota, Viridiplantae, Chlorophyta, Ulvophyceae, Bryopsidales, Ostreobiaceae.
AUGUCGCCUUGUUUCGGCCCGACCUCGCGCCUUGGGGGGAGACUGCUAAUGAAUAUUCCGGAAAUACGAACGGUGUUUCUUUGCACUUCUUUGGCGGUGGUUCCAGCGGCCGCUGAGUGGAACAGCUGGGGCAGGGCGAGGCGGCAGGUCCCGAACGGGGCUGCAUUGCAGUUGGUGCUGUUUGUUUGGGGUGCCAAGUACUUCUUGGUUUUCGAACGAAGCACUGGCAUGGAGCCGUGCAUCUGCAGUUUCCCUUUUGCUCUCGCACUGGCCCUUGUCAUUGAGCUCAGGAAACGCCUCCGAGGGUGUUGGUGCGAUAUCAUCAGGGCUUAUUGA